AUGAUUCUUUGUCCCAGAUGGUGGGAGAACCCCACACCCCAAGAACUUGCAUAUUUUAACUCCCUAGACGGCCGAUCGAAAUCAGAAAUAUUGAGAUGGGACAUCAACCACCGAUCCCACCCAUGCAUCCGUGCCAGAAUGGAUGAGUGCUUUGACUGUGGCGAGUUUGGCCACAGACGCCCAUGUAUCAGCACCAAUCCGUUCCCUUGCCCGCCCCCGUUUCAAGAUUGGCGCCGUUCGAUCAAUGGGAAGUCCUACUCCAAGGGCAAGUUGCGCAUGUCACUAGCCGACCUUGCAGCUCUGGAAGCUGAACAAGCAAUUGAAGCCCCCAUGGACUUGUCUUCCGAAGAUAUCGAACUUCUGGAGUCACUGGAGCAAGCUGCGUCCACGGCCAGCCAGGUCACCUCAACCAUCACUCCCAUCCUCUCCCAAGAUGGUUCAAAUGGUAAUGAAGAGUCAUCAUACUACACCACACAAGAAUCAGCCCAAGUCAACCCAGUGGUUGUUGACUUGACCAAAGAAUCAGAACACGAUGCUCCGACUCCUAUCGUUUCAAACCCUAUGUCUGCCAAGGAAGUUGCCUUAUGGGAGGCCAUCGAGGCAGCUGGUGAGUUGACCCCUGUGACCUUAACCUCAGAGGGAACUCCGACUGUGGACAAAAGUGGUCCACAUGCGUGGGACGGCAGUCACUUAAGGAAAACCCUUGCCAAACAAGAUAUUAAACGUUGA
Messenger RNA from Melampsora larici-populina 98AG31, 729 nucleotides. RefSeq lists its product as uncharacterized. Bases 1 to 729 code for a protein of 242 amino acids. The record is from RefSeq and is a predicted model, not a curated record. The transcript is spliced from 4 exons. Lineage: Eukaryota; Fungi; Basidiomycota; Pucciniomycetes; Pucciniales; Melampsoraceae.